UCACACAUUCAACAGUGAACGGGCGGAGACGUCGAAUGACUGGAGCGUUUAGUGGGAUUUUCUGCCGUUAUUUCACUUAAUUAUUUUUUAAAUUAUUUUUUACUAACAAGAGCGUUUUUUUUUGUUGCUAAAGAAGUCAGUUUGGGUUAUUUCUAUUUUAAAAUGGAACGAGUUUCGGCCGUAGCAAUGGACUUAUUCCAGUGACCGAGGAAGAGGAAGGGAGACGGCUGGGAGACAGUUGAGCGGAUUUAAAAGAGGGAAUCACCGGUUAACAGAGACACCCGCUGGUCUGGGUAAUCACCGUGUCUGGAGCCUGUUUCUUAACGUCAGCUGCGUAGGGUUUUUUUUUCUUCUUUUUUUAAUUAUCACUGUUGUUUCCGGAGAGGAGUUUUAAUGCGAGCGGGUCCGCGUCGGGAAGUUUUCUCCGCAAAUGACGUGGAAUAGCACGAUGAGCAGCGGCUACAGCAGCUUGGAGGACGACUCCGAGGAGUACUUUUUCACGGCCAGGACCUCUUUCCUCAUAAAGCCUUCCGGGAAGCCCGCAGUCACCAAGGAUGUGGAGAAGGAGCGAGAGGUGCGGACGGAGUUCAGCAGGGAGGAGAUCCAGCAGAAGAUCAAGCGGUACAACUCUCUGACCAAAGACUGCCUUAAUAUGACUCUGAGCCCUACUGGCGUUUACACCGGUUUCGUCAAGGUCAUGAUGGAUCUGAGGAGGCCGGUGACUGUGCGAGACGGUCAGAGAGCCGCAGGAGGAGCCGUGAUGGGGGAGGCCUUUUAUCUACCGCGAGGAGUCAACAACACGCUCCACAUCAGCUCAGAAAACACAGUGAAACAGGUGAUCGUGGCGCUGCUGAACAAGUUCACGGUGGCAGACAACCCGGCCAAGUACGCGCUGUACAAGCGCUGCCGCAGGGACGAGCAGGUUUAUGUGUGCAAGCUGGCGGACGGCGAGAAGCCGCUGUUCCUCCGUCUGUUGGCCGGACCCGACCUCGACACCCUCAGCUUUGUUCUGAGAGAGCAGAGCGGAGAAGUUAUGUGGGAUGCCUUCUCCAUCCCCGAGCUGCGAAACUUUCUCCUGAUACUUGACAAAGAGGAGCAGGAGCAGAAGGAGGCAAUAAUUCGCCGCUAUGAAACCUGCCGCCAGAAACUGCUGGAGGCCAUCAAGGAGGUCGGGGGGCCUUCGUAGAGGAUUUACCCUCCAUCAAACUGAACUGCUGCUCCUCACGGAGACUGAGGACCUGCUCUAUCUAUUUCCAGUCUCCUCUGAGGAGAAAUGUGGUGAACAUUUUGGUGGAGGGAAGGUCUCGAAUGCCGAGGGAGAGGAAGGAACCAGCAACUGGACAAAAGGGGGAGGUUUGGAUUGAUGGAGGACAGAAAACACAUGAAGGACAAAUGAGAAAAUAAAUGGAUGGACUUUUAGAAUUGCUGCACUCGCCAAAGAUCCACUCAUGUGCCAAAUUAUUUCCUCUCAACCAUCCCUCGUUCUUCUUUUUUUCUGCUGUCACGUAAUUUAUCUUAAUUCCUCUUUAUUUCUUUCACUUUAUUUUAACUUGUGAAAGAGUUGAGGUUGUAUUUCUUUUAUUUA
This is a messenger RNA of Fundulus heteroclitus (mummichog), 1585 nucleotides long. RefSeq names its product Ras association domain family member 3. The record is from RefSeq and is a predicted model, not a curated record. The transcript has 6 exons. Gene Ontology annotation, biological process: signal transduction. Gene Ontology annotation, cellular component: cytoplasm. Lineage: Eukaryota; Metazoa; Chordata; Actinopteri; Cyprinodontiformes; Fundulidae. The coding region runs from base 431 to 1186 and encodes 251 amino acids.